ACAGAUCCAUACCGUCCGCCGUUCGCAUCUAUAACGCUGGCAACCCGCCUCCAGGAAGCAUCAGCGAGAAUAUAAGUUGCGCCUAUUGUCCCUCGUCACAAUCGGUCCUAGAACUUUGCCAAUGCCUUCGCUAUGAUCACUGGAUAGCGCCUGCGCAUGGAUGAGAUGCUCGAAGCAUGUCGGAAUCACCUCCCCGACAACCUUUGCACGAAAGGACAGAAUCACACAGCAAUACUCUUGCUGCCAUCCACCAGAUCCGUUUGGUAGAAAGUACCCCGCCGCGAUUGUUGGGUCAGCGAGACGAGAUUUAUUUGCGGACGCCGCUACCAACUCACCCAAGUCAUUUUCUUCUCGGCCCCGGAAAAGGCAAGGGGCCUGCAUUGUUAGACGAGUUUCAACCUACCAAACCAUCGCCCGGUUCUUCGACGACACAUACAAGGCCUCAGCCUGCCCAAAAUGUCAACUCUGCAACAGGAUCCCCAAGCUCGAGGCCCCGGCCCCUGCCCCUGCCCAAAAAGCGCUUGCACAUCCACGAAGAUAGCAAAACCUUCUCCCUCCUCGCGGAAGAUGGUUCGAGCUCGCCGAUCCUGCGACAAGGCACGACUGCAUCGUCUGAUUCGCUCCACUUUGACGCACACAAUGCGAAGGGGCGAUCCAAUUCCAUAGGUUCAUGCGUACCAGACGCUGCAUCCUCAGCCGUGCCUGGGACUCCGGCUUCUAAAAGUAAGCAACCAAUAUCUGCCGAUCCUAUAAGCAGCUCCCCUUGGAACUACAAGCUCGUCGGCGGUCUUCGCAAAGUUCCCAAAACUCCAGAUCUAAAGCAAAAGGCUGCCGCAACAUCUGAGAGCCCGCUCCCACCGUUACCCGAAAUAUCGGACGGACCACCACCAGCUGUGUCGAACGAUCUCUCCACGAAACCCUCUUUUCGGUCCACAGAAACUGCCACGACCACUUCUGAAAACACAAACUACAAAGUCUAUCGUGGCACGUCUCCCUCACCAUCUGAAGUUGCAUUCGUUCCCCCAUCUUCCAGUGAUUCGAACUAUCAACUUCUUGGGGAUCCGUCUCCCGCAUCGUCGGUUAUUUUCAGACCUCAAACGUCCACAUCCGAAAACGAGAAUUACGAGUUGCAUGGGGAUUCUUCACCGUCAACGUCACUUGCAAAUCUUGCCCAGACCCAUUCGAAAUACUCCCAAGAAUCGUUGGUUGUUCCUCCGCUAAAUCCGCGUACUCGAAGAUCCAACGAGAAUUUUGGGUAUUACAAGUCUAGGUCGAGAGAGUCCCUGCGCACAGGUUCUCUAACAUCCAUUUCGACGGUUCUUAGCCAACAAGAGGCAUCCCAGGCUAUCGCUGGCAGCGGGUCCCUGAUACAAUUACCCAUCCUCAAGCAUAAACCAAAGGAUUUGAGUUCAUGGGCAGAAUCGUCGAAAGCUCACCCACCGCGGUCACACAUGAACGAGCACCCGCACCAAUGGAGCUCACAGCUGUCAACUGUGCUCUCGGAGUCCGAUGGAGGAACAGAUCGAGGUUCUCGAUCAUGGUCAGACGAUCUUGGGCGGAGGAGCAGCGGCUUUCCAAGCACUCCCAGCCGUCACAGUCGUCAGGUGUUGAGCAUCAGCUCGUCGCUAGCACAGGAGGAAGCCGCUUCGAGGUCGAGAAGCGACUCGGUCGAACCACCGGCCGCGGCUUUCACGCGGCACGGACAACGGCAUCUCAGCAGCUCCUCGAUCCGCGUAGUAGGCGACCAAGAUGAAUAUGGAGAUGGGAUCACGGAUAUGCAGGACCUACGCUUGAGACCUUCGAGAACUCGGCUUUCGAGUUUCUUCAGUGUCACAUCCUCCGAUAAUGGGCGCACGAAUACUAUGCGUUCAACCACGAGUUCGCGUGCGAACAGCUUGCUUGCUAGCUCCAUUCCUGCCUGGGCACGUCUAUAUUAUGGCAGUGGUGAAAGACGUUACCUUGGAGCUCCUGGUAGUUCCACGGAAGGCAGCGUGAGCCGCAGUAGCUCUUUCCGCAGUGGAUCGCCUAAUACAGACCAUUUUCCUUUGAGUAUAUAUAGCCCGAGGCGGCGGCCUAGAGAAAUCAAUCCGCAUGCAGCUGGCCCCUCUGCGCGGGGUUCUUUAGAAAUUACCCCGGCUCCUCAACUUGGUAGUGAUGGACGUUUGAUCAAUGACCCAUACCCUCGACAUUUUCGAACGUGGAGCAUGUCUAGCAUUUGGUCCCCUCAUUUACGACUCGAUAGACGAGCGACACGCCGAAGUGUUUGGGAGCCUCCUUCCGUGAACUGGUCCACAGAAGGUGGCCUUUUCGGCCGACGAAAUGUACAGAUAGUAAUGUUUAUUGCGGGUUUCAUUUUUCCUUUCGCGUGGAUGGUUGCUGCACUCUUGCCCCUGCCUUCGAAUCUUAUGCUCAGCAUGCAUGAGCGGGACCUUAGUACCAGCAACCUCGAUGGCUCUAACGAUCAUUCAAGUGACUAUGUUCGUCAAUUUGGGCCAAUGGACGAGGCGAGAUAUGAGAGCGCCAAAUGGUGGCGAAGGUUGAACCGGUGGAUGUCUUUGGUGGGAUUCUUGAUAAUUGCGGCAGUGGUUAUCCUUGUUGUAGUUGGCAUUCGGCAGGGCUGGAAGUAAGUUACCGCUUACGCCAAACAGCCAAUCUGUUUCCACCUCCCCAAACUAUCGCCCGCUAUCAUUUACCUUCCAUUCCUUUUCGAGCAUUUUGGAGCAGCCGGCUAUUGGGCCACGGCCUUAGAUUUUGUCCAUAUGUAACAGUAUAUUAGACGCCUCACGAUUACAAGAAGGAUUUUGGGUAGUUGGCAGCAUUAUACCCUUUCACUGAUAUUGAUUAUAUUUUUGCAUAGAUGAGCAGUUGGUUGGAGCGUAACUCGAUAGAAUUUAAUACUUUAAUCUAGAUCUAUCCGUCCCGAUACAGCGAGGUCGCCUUUCAAUUAUGGUUUUCGUAAGAAUCGAGUAGUAGGAAUUCGGGCUUGGUGAGUCGCUUAAUAACUUAGCAAUAUAACUGUUAUGGCGCUGCCUAUUACGUG
Molecule: messenger RNA, 3040 nt
Organism: Hyaloscypha bicolor E
Lineage: Eukaryota; Fungi; Ascomycota; Leotiomycetes; Helotiales; Hyaloscyphaceae
Exons: 3
Coding region: 177-2627 (816 amino acids)
Source: RefSeq, a predicted model, not a curated record